CCAUUGAUAUCAUGUCUUCAAUAUUGGAGAGGAAGUGAUUUAGCACAAUCCUAGAAGAAAAUAGCCAUUCACUGUAGAAAAUCUGAACCCAUUCUGGUCUCAGGUUGGGACCGAGGGGCAGGGCCGCACUCACUUGCUCGGUCGGCUCUAGAACGAGGAUCUACUGUGUUGUAUUGUGAGUUUUCAUCCGCAAAUCGUGGAAGAUGGCCGACGUACCGGCGGAGUGCACCAUCAAAGUGAUGUGCCGUUUCAGGCCCUUGAAUAGUUCAGAGGUGACCAGAGGGGACAAAUACAUCCCAAAGUUUCAAGGGGAAGACCAUGUGGUCGUCGGGAGCAAACCGUUCCAGUUUGACAGAGUGUUCCAGCCCAAUACGACACAGGAGCAAGUAUACAACGCCUGCGCCCAGAAGAUCGUCAAAGAUGUUCUGGAGGGGUACAACGGGACAAUAUUUGCAUACGGACAGACAUCUUCCGGCAAAACACACACGAUGGAGGGUAACCUCCAUGACGCAGAUGGAAUGGGGAUCAUCCCCAGGAUAGUGCAGGACAUCUUUAACUACAUCUAUUCCAUGGACGAGAACCUGGAGUUCCACAUCAAGGUUUCGUAUUUUGAAAUUUACUUGGACAAGAUUCGGGACCUCUUGGAUGUGUCAAAGACGAACCUGUCGGUGCACGAAGACAAAAACAGAGUUCCCUAUGUCAAGGGAUGCACUGAGAGGUUUGUCUGCAGCCCAGAGGAAGUCAUGGACACCAUCGACGAAGGAAAAUCUAACCGACACGUAGCAGUUACAAAUAUGAAUGAGCACAGCUCCAGAAGUCACAGUAUCUUCCAGAUCAACGUGAAGCAGGAGAACACUGCUACCGAGCAGAAACUCAGCGGAAAGCUCUACCUCGUCGACUUGGCUGGAAGUGAAAAGGUCAGCAAGACGGGAGCAGAGGGUGCCGUGUUGGAUGAGGCCAAGAACAUCAACAAGUCUCUGUCAUCACUGGGCAAUGUCAUUUCAGCCCUGGCCGAAGGGUCUGGUUAUAUCCCAUACAGAGACAGUAAAAUGACCAGAAUCCUUCAGGAUUCUUUGGGGGGGAACUGUAGGACCACCAUUGUCAUCUGCGCCUCCCCCUCCGCCUACAACGAGUCGGAGACCAAGUCCACUCUCAUGUUCGGUCAGAGAGCGAAGACCAUUAAGAACACUGUGUGUGUGAACGUGGAGCUGACGGCAGAACAGUGGAAGAAGAAGUACGAGAGGGAGAAGGAGAAGGGCAAGGCCUUGAGGAACACCAUCACCUGGCUGGAGAAUGAGCUCAACCGCUGGAGGAACGGGGAGAGCGUGCCGGUGGACGAGCAGUUUGACAAGGAGAAGGCUCAAGCUGAGGUGCUGGCCCUGGACAAUGUGCCCAACGACAAGCCUGCCUCUACCCCCAACAUGCCCCAGCUCCGUCUGACUGACGCUGAGAAGGACUCGUGUGAGGUGGGGCUGGCCAAGCUCUAUAAGCAGCUGGAUGAUAAGGAUGAUGAGAUCAACCAGCAGAGCCAGCUGGCGGAGAAGCUCAAGCAGCAGAUGUUGGACCAGGAGGAGCUACUGGCGUCGUCUCGGCGCGACCACGAUAACCUGCAGUCAGAGCUAAACCGCCUGCAGGCUGAGAACGAGGCUUCCAAGGAUGAGGUGAAGGAGGUUCUGCAAGCAUUGGAGGAGCUGGCUGUUAACUAUGACCAGAAGAGCCAGGAGGUCGAGGACAAGACCAAGGAGUUUGACAUGGUCAGCGAUGAGCUCAACCAGAAAUCGAGCGUCCUGACGUCCAUUGACUCUGAGCUGCAGAAACUGAAGGACAUGAGCAACCACCAGAAGAAGAGGGUCUCUGAGAUGAUGUCAUCACUACUGAAAGACCUGGCAGAGAUUGGCAUCGCCGUGGGCAGCACCGAGAUCAAGCAACACGACGGCAGUGGUCUGAUAGAUGAGGACUUUACGGUGGCUCGCCUGUACAUCAGUAAGAUGAAGUCGGAGGUGAAGACCAUGGUGAAACGCAGCAAACAGCUGGAGAGCACCCAGUCAGAGAGCAACAAGAAGAUGGACGAGAACGACAAGGAGCUGGCCGCCUGUCAGCUAAGGAUCCAACAGCACGAGGCUAAGAUCAAGUCCCUGACAGAGUACCUUCAGAACGUGGAGCAGAAGAAGAGACAGCUGGAGGAGAAUGUUGACUCUCUGAACGAAGAACUGGUCAAGAUCAGUGCCCAGGAGAAAGUCACCGCCAUGGAGAAGGAGAACGAGAUCCAAUCAGCCAAUGAAGUCAAGGAGGCUGUAGAGAAGCAGAUCGCUGGUCACCGUGAGACCCAUCAGAAACAGAUCAGCAGUCUGAGAGAUGAGCUGGACAAGAAGGCGCACCACAUCACUGAACUGCAGGAUCUCAACCAGGAGAUCAUGCUGGAACAGGAGCGUCUCAGGGUGGAACACGAUAAACUCAAGUCUACCGACCAGGAGAAGAGCCGCAAACUUCACGAGCUAACGGUGAUGCAGGACAGGAGAGAGCAGGCCAGACAGGACCUGAAGGGACUGGAGGAGACUGUGGCCAAGGAGCUCCAGACCCUGCACAACCUGAGGAAGCUGUUUGUCCAGGACCUGGCUACCCGAGUGAAGAAGAGUGCUGAGAUGGACUCUGAUGACACAGGAGGCAGCACAGCUCAGAAACAGAAGAUCUCCUUUCUGGAGAACAACCUGGAGCAGCUUACCAAGGUUCACAAACAGCUGGUGCGUGAUAAUGCAGACCUGCGCUGUGAGCUUCCUAAACUGGAGAAGCGUCUGCGUGCUACGGCGGAGCGGGUCAAGGCCCUGGAGUCGGCGCUGAAGGAGGCCAAAGAGAACGCCGCACGCGACCGCAAACGCUACCAGCAAGAGGUGGACCGCAUCAAAGAGGCCGUCAGGGCUAAGAACAUGGCCAGGAGGGGCCACUCUGCUCAGAUCGCCAAACCCAUUCGUCCUGGCCAGCCUCCAGUGGCGUCCCCCACCCACCCCAACAUGAACCGCGGCGGAGGGGGUUUCUACCAGAACAGCCAGGCCGUGGCCAUCAGGGGAGGAGGAGGCAUGAAGCCAGACAAGAAGUCAGAUGGCUAGAGUAGAGGCCGGAUCUGAUACACAGCAUUUGAAGAUGGGAGGGGACAUGACAUCACAGAAGAUGCAGAUGGAUAUCACCCUGGCAACCUGUCAUUCCAUUACAGCCAUUGGCUUCCUGCAGGCUAUAUAUUAGAGAGAGGGAGGAGUUUUAAUAUAAAUACAUAUUCCUGCCCUGUACAGAUCCACCUACCUUCAUGUUUCUUCUCUCCGGAACAAACAACAACAGCGAAAUGAAUUUAAUAUACAAAACAAAAAAAACAACAAGACGCCCAUCAACUGCAGAGGGCAGUCUUUGCGCAAUGAACUACAUUUGACUUGAAUGUGUAGCUUUGUUUUUCGUGGCACAGUUUGUCGUCAUCUCUGAUGUCUUAAGGUUUGGUCUGCACUGUGCCAAUGUGAAUGUACGCUAACCGGGAUUUCAAAAGAGAUGAGAAAAUAAGAAAAUGUGACUGAAACACAGUAAAUAUAAAUGUUGAUCCCUGAUACCACAAACAUUCGAAGGCUAAUCUCUUGUACAUUAUUAUUAUUAUAAUGGUUGUACCACACUUCUUUCUAUCAAUAGAUUUGACAAGCUUCUUGAAAGGUUUGAACCGAAAUGGAUGUCAUUUUGAGCACUACUGUCCUGUUGUACAUAUGUAAUAUGGCACAUGCUUCCUUAAGAGGUGUGAUUCCAGUUCAGAUUGAUUUAAUUACAGAGGCCAUUGUUUUUACUGUAAGGAAGAUAAAGUGCUGGCGCGGUGACUCCAUUAAACGGAUAUGAGAAGGAAAGAGGAGUCUGAUCAGGACAAGCUUUCAUGCCUGCGUCCCAAAUG
This is a messenger RNA of Oncorhynchus masou masou (cherry salmon), 3916 nucleotides long. RefSeq names its product kinesin-1 heavy chain-like. Gene Ontology annotation, cellular component: microtubule. The transcript is spliced from 25 exons. Gene Ontology annotation, biological process: microtubule-based movement; mitotic cell cycle. The record is from RefSeq and is a predicted model, not a curated record. NCBI's taxonomy places the organism in Eukaryota, Metazoa, Chordata, Actinopteri, Salmoniformes, Salmonidae. Gene Ontology annotation, molecular function: microtubule binding; ATP binding; microtubule motor activity. Bases 204 to 3104 code for a protein of 966 amino acids.